Molecule: messenger RNA, 1038 nt
Organism: Paraphaeosphaeria sporulosa
Lineage: Eukaryota; Fungi; Ascomycota; Dothideomycetes; Pleosporales; Didymosphaeriaceae
Product: Di-copper centre-containing protein
Exons: 4
Coding region: 1-1038 (345 amino acids)
Molecular function (GO): oxidoreductase activity
Source: RefSeq, a predicted model, not a curated record
AUGCAAAGCGCUCUUGCCCUCUUGCUUGUAGUAGCCACUGUUGGCGUGCGAGCUGUUCCUUUCUCCUUGGUCGAUACGCCAGCGAAAUGCACAAAUCCCACCAAGCGUGUGUCAUGGCACGAUGUAUCAGCCGAGGACAAGAAAGCGUACAUCUCUGCAGAGCAGUGCAUCAUGAACGCCGAGGCAAAGCUCAAGAAGAUGCCAGGAGCUAAAACUCAGUGGGACGAGCUCGUGGGCUUGCACCAGAUCUUGUCUUUGCAGAUCCACAGCACGGGAACCUUUCUACCGUAUCACAGAUAUAUGUUACAUGCCCAUGAGCAUCUGCUGAAUCAAUGCGGGUACAACAAAGGACUGCCGUACUGGGAUGAGACCAGAGAUGCAGGAAAUUUCUCAAUCUCGCCAGUGUUCGACUCGGUCCUCGGCUUUGGCGGCACAGGCCAGGGUACCUCGAAGUGCGUCGAAGAUGGGCCGUUCCGUAAUUUCACAGUCAAUAUUGGCCCCGGUUUUACAAGUCAACCUCGCUGUGUGAAUCGACAGAUCACCAAUGCUCUGAGCAGUUAUUGUUCAGCGUCUGCUGUGCAAAAGGCAAUUUCUCCAACGACAUACGAGGAAGCAUGGAGGGCUAUAUACAGUGGUCCGCACCUGAUGGGCCACAUAGCUUUGUCCAUGAUGAACGCAGACUCUAUUACCUCUAACGGCGAUCCGCUUUUUUUCAUGCACCACGGCUUCGUUGACAAGAUGUGGGCAGACUGGCAGGCUAAGGAUCCAAAGCGACUCACGGAGAUAAGUGGCCUCAACGCUCAGGACCCUAAGGUCGGCUUCCUCGAAUUCCCCGGGGGCAUCGAAGAGGAGUCUAAGAUGUGGGGACACCCGACGACCGAAAUGAAGGCUGUCACCCCAGACCCAACGACUGGUGACAAAGGCGGUAAUCAAACCACCUUGGGCCAUGUUAUGACAUCUCUGGGUAUUAUCCCAGAUACGACAUUAGAGAAUAUCAUGGAUACUAAAGGUGGAUAUCUCUGCUACGAGUAUGUGUAA